Cryptococcus wingfieldii CBS 7118 is the source of this 603-nucleotide messenger RNA. RefSeq lists its product as hypothetical. Gene Ontology annotation, biological process: attachment of mitotic spindle microtubules to kinetochore; protein localization to kinetochore; kinetochore assembly. The record is from RefSeq and is a predicted model, not a curated record. Bases 1 to 603 code for a protein of 200 amino acids. Gene Ontology annotation, cellular component: kinetochore. NCBI's taxonomy places the organism in Eukaryota, Fungi, Basidiomycota, Tremellomycetes, Tremellales, Cryptococcaceae. The transcript has 5 exons.
AUGACUUCACAGCUCUCCGAGGCGCAAGCCCUCCAAAAGGAGAUCAGAGGUAUGGAGCUCGAGCUUGCCAGGAUCAAAGCUACCUACCCUCCGGAGAACCGAAUGACCAUCAGCCGAGCGACCGAUACUCUGGACGCUCAGACAGUCGAGUUGGGACAGCUUAUGGACGAUAAGGAGGCAGUACAGGUGGAAGCGGAUCGGACUAGGGGCGAAGUUGCUAGGAUCGCCAAGGAUGUUCAACGUCUCGGCAGAGAUCGAGAGAGAGAAGAGGCAAAGGCGAAGGAAGUCCGAGAAGGAAGAGAGGCGGGUGACACAAAAGUGGACGAUAUCUGUCGAUGGCUAUCGUCAUCAAUGUCCUUUUACCGCUCUCUUCUUGGCAUCCGGUCCGUCCAGGCCGCGACCGACAAUGAGCUGCAUCUCGUGUACGACGUCCCUAACGGCCCAGUCACCUUGGCCUUGGCUUUUGACCCUCUGAUAAAACGUCUGUCUGAUGCUACUCUGAUUGGAAGCGACUUGGAUGUUGCUGAGGCGGUCAGCGUCGCCAUUGGCAACAACGACGUACCCGGUCUGAUAGCAGAUGUGUUGGUGCGUCUGAGGACAUGA